GUCUGGGGGCGACACGUCCUGGGAGCGCCAAACGGAAGCGCUGCUGGGACUGACACGUGGACUUGGGCGGCGCUGCCUGGGUGGGUUGGCCUGACCGGGAGUUGGGAGGGCCUGCUAGGCAUUAGGACAGGCUGUGCCCCCGUCCUAGCGCCCAAGCCUGAUGCAGCCGCCCCUAGACGAGGCCCGCAGGGACACGGCUGAGGACACCCAGUGGUCCAGGCCCCAGUGCCAGGCGUGGACAGGGGCCCUGCUGCUGGGCACAUGCCUGCUCUACUGUGCCCGCGCCAGCGUGCCCGUGUGCACCGUCGCCAUGAGCCAGGACUUCGGCUGGAACAAGAAGGAGGCCGGCAUCGUGCUCAGCAGCUUCUUCUGGGGCUACUGCCUGACCCAGGUCGUGGGCGGCCACCUCGGGGACCGGAUUGGGGGUGAGAAGGUCAUCGUGCUGUCAGCCUCUGCCUGGGGCUCCAUCACGGCCGCCACGCCCCUGCUCGCGCACCUGGGUGGUGCCCACCUGGUCUGCAUGACCUUGUCUCGAGUCCUCAUGGGCCUGCUCCAAGGGGUUUACUUCCCUGCCCUGACCAGCCUGCUGUCGCAGAAGGUGCGGGAGAGCGAGCGAGCCUUCACCUACAGCACCGUGGGCGCCGGCUCCCAGAUUGGGACGCUGCUGACCGGGGUGGUAGGCUCCGCGCUCCUGGAGUGGCACAGCUGGCAGAGCGUCUUCUACUUCUCAGGCAGCCUCACCUUGCUCUGGGCGUGGUACGUGCACAGGUACCUGCUGAGAGAAAAAGACCUCGUCCUGGCCUUGGGCGUCCUGGUGCGGGGCCUGCCGGUGUCCAGGCACAGCAAGGUCCCCUGGAGGCAGCUCUUCCGGAAGCCGUCUGUCUGGGCGGCCGUCUUCUCCCAGCUCUGCUCCGCCUGCUCCUUCUUCAUCCUCCUGUCCUGGCUGCCCACCUUCUUCCAGGAGACCUUCCCGCACGCCAAGGGCUGGGUCUUCAACGUGGUGCCCUGGUUGGUGGCCAUUCCAGCCAGCGUGUUCAGCGGGUUCCUCUCUGACCAUCUCAUCUGUCAGGCAGCCAUACUGGGCGGGACCCACGCCGGGGCACACGCGGGGUCCACACAGUGGGCUCACGGGAACCCCCUUCUGUGGCCCCCUCCGGUCAGGUUACAGGCCCAUCGUGGUGCGGAAGUUCAUGCAGGUGAUGGGCCUCGGCCUGUCGGGCAUUUUCGCCCUGUGUCUGGGUCACACCUCGAGCUUCUUCGAGUCCGUGGUCUUUGCGUCAGCCUCCAUUGGCCUCCAGACCUUCAACCACAGCGGCAUUUCCGUGAACAUCCAGGACUUGGCCCCGUCCUGCGCCGGUUUCCUGUUUGGUGUGGCCAACACAGCCGGCGCCGUGGCAGGUGUGGUGGGCGUGUGUCUGGGCGGCUACCUGAUCGAGACCACAGGCUCCUGGACUUACCUGUUCAACCUAGUGGCCGUCACCAGCAACCUGGGGCUGUGCACCUUCCUGGUGUUCGGGCAGGCCCAGAGGGUGGACCUGAGCCCCGCCCGCGAGGAUCUGUAGCUCCCGACCGGCCACCUUCCGAGGACUCAGCACCAGCAGCCCCGGCACAAAGGCUCCGUUGGAGACGUGGAACAGAGGCACCGGAGCCGCAGCAGCUCUGAGGAGUCCACAGGAGCUGGCAGGAGGCGCGGCAGACGCCGGGGCUGCGGCGGGCCUGGGGCAGGACCAGGCUGGCCCUCGGGGCCUUCAGCUUCCCACGUCCCCCCGGACUGGCCUCACGUGGCUGUCGGGGCGAGCGGCGCUCUUUCCAGCAUCCAAUCCCGGCAGGCCGGCCCAACCGUGGGAACACGUGCCUGUCAGUGGGGCCGGGCGGAGGGACAGCAGACCCGUCUGUGGUGGGGACUGUCCUCACACCUCCACCGCUCCUAGUCUCCCUCCCCAGCCCUGUCACGACAACCAGAAAUGUCUCCUGACUUUGCCCGACGUCCCCAGGGGCGCCACCGCGGGAGAGCCCCACUCUAGACAGGCUCAGGGCUCCUGCUUCUCCCUCGGCCAGGCUGAGACCCCGGCCGAUGGGGGCCGUGGAGGCCCCGCUGCCCCGCUGUGGGUCUCUGGUCCCUGACGCACACUCUGAGGAGACAGGGCCCUCGACCCGCUCGGCUUCCGGGGCCGGACGCUGCGACUGAACAGGGAGCGUGGCAGCGCCAGGGCAGGGCCCACGCCCGGAACCAGCCGGACCCCCUUCCUGGUCCCCCGCGACCUCCCUGUUCGGGCCUGAGGAGCUGGCGUCUCUGGAAUUGAUAACAGGUGUUGCAAGACGUGUAUGGAGAGGAAUUACACCAAAGCCUUAUUUAAGUGAUAACUAUUAAACUAUUUAAAAAGAAGAUUAUUUAACACC
Messenger RNA from Propithecus coquereli (Coquerel's sifaka), 2400 nucleotides. It is a transcript of the gene SLC17A9, whose product is annotated as solute carrier family 17 (vesicular nucleotide transporter), member 9. The record is from RefSeq and is a predicted model, not a curated record. The transcript is spliced from 13 exons. Gene Ontology annotation, biological process: transmembrane transport. Gene Ontology annotation, molecular function: transmembrane transporter activity. Lineage: Eukaryota; Metazoa; Chordata; Mammalia; Primates; Indriidae. The coding region runs from base 161 to 1663 and encodes 500 amino acids. Gene Ontology annotation, cellular component: membrane.